AUGCCAAAGGAUUCCUUCCACCAGACUCCUCAUAUAACAUACCCACAAUCUCCUUCAUUGUGGAGAACAUCCACUCCUCCACCUCAUUCUAUCCAGCCUAGGAUAACUGAGCAGCCUGAUGCAACUAGUUUGAAGCAUCCAUGUAUGUAUCGAAAGAAGCUGGACAAGGAGAAAUCCAAGGCCCAAAAGAAAAAGUCUGAAUUUUCCCUCUCAAAGUAUGUCAAGUCAGCAAAACUCAAGGAGAAAGAGCUUUACCCAUGGAAUGAAAAAUUGAAACCAGAAAGGAUAAAGGCACUCAUCAAGGACAUAACUUCCUCUGAUGAAACUGGACAACUCUAUGCAGCUCAGGCCCUUGGGAAUCUUGGAGUAGCUGAAGAAGAUGUUAUCUCUGCACUUUAUAAAACAUUUCAGGAAUGUAAAAGUCUGCCCUUGCAAUAUGAAGCAGCUCGAUCCCUGGCUUUGUUGGGUUGCCUGGAGAAAGCCUCUGUAAUGAAAUUACUGAUUAGAAACUUGAAGGAGAAGAGCCUGAACCGGAGAGAAGAUGUCUUAUCUGCUCUGAAAGUGUCUUUGCAUGCAUGGUCAAUGCUACCAAAGUCUGAGAAUUGCAUAGGUGCCCAGUCCAGUUUGAUCCGGAAUCUACAACGGUUGGUGGAAUUGCAGGAACCCAUGGACAAUGUAGCCUUUAAUGCAGCCAUUUGCUUGGGAUACCUGGAUGAGUCCAACCAAACUGCCCAAAUGACAAUGUUUUGGUGCCUGACCAAGAAGGACAGGAAGAAGAAAAUGGAGGCUUUGGGCAUGUUGGUAUGUCGGAUGAGGAUUGUGGAUGCUGUUAUCCUGCAGACUGUUCUUGAGCAGCUUCGGUGUUCCCCUGUGUACAAACAUCGUGUGGACUCUGCAAAACUUUUGGCUUUCAUAGGGCUGGAAACAAUCCAACAGGAAAGCCUGGAGGAGGAUGUUUUUAAUGUUCUUCUGGAAAAAUUGUAUGAGGAACCAUUUCUGGUGGUAAGGCAGUCAGUGGCCUUGACUGUUGAAGAUCUGAAUAUGAAGAAGCGAAUCUGGGACAUUGUGGAGAAACAGCUGAAGGAGGAGAAUGAGGAGACCAGAAGGAAGGCUGUCAUUUCAUUAGGUGUCCUGGGUUUCCGCCAUAAGAAUAUGUUUUUUGCUUUGCUGGAAAUGCUGGACCUGGACACUAGUGAGGAAGUCCGCAUACAGAUUAUCAGGACUUUUUCUACUCUGGGAAUGAACAACACACAUGUGAUGAAGAAUCUGAAGCACAAGGCAGAGGCAGAUGGGAGACUAGGAAGAGAAAGUGUCAAAGCCUUGAAGUUACUGGAUAAAGUCCCUGUUCUCCGGAAAGACUGGAUGCUGCAAUCUUUUUGCCUCCACUGA
This is a messenger RNA of Sphaerodactylus townsendi, 1389 nucleotides long. RefSeq names its product HEAT repeat containing 9 (gene HEATR9). NCBI's taxonomy places the organism in Eukaryota, Metazoa, Chordata, Lepidosauria, Squamata, Sphaerodactylidae. Bases 1 to 1389 code for a protein of 462 amino acids. The transcript has 15 exons. The record is from RefSeq and is a predicted model, not a curated record.